CCUUUCCAAUCGGAAAAACCCUAAAAUUCUCAUUGCUAUUAACAUUGUUUUGCAACUUUUGAACUGCGGAGUACAUGGUAAUAAUAAUAAUAAAAGCUACGACAAAUCUUUGAUAAUUUUUUGGAUUUUUAUUUUCGAUCAUAAGAAAAUUAGUUUGGAAAAUGACGAAGAAGAUUUUGUCGAAAAGAGAGUUGUUGGAUCGAUGGAGAGGCAUCGAAGAAGAGGAAGAAGAAAACGACGAUACCGAUCCUUCUGUACGCCGUCGUCUUCACAAGCGCAAAGAAGAAUGGUUUGGAGAUGCAUUUAGUUUCUUGAUAUGUUUGCCAAAGGAAAGUCAUAUCUGGUGUGGCUCUUGGGACAUAAUGGGCCCUCUUUUGGAAACUUUCUACAAUUAUUUCAAAGAUGAAUGCAAUGAUUCUCCUCUCAGGCUUCUGUGGAAAAGGAUCUCUGAGGAAAUGCGUCAUUGCAUCCAAUGUGUUUCUCAGCAUCAUCAAGCCCAAGAGAUGUAUAGCAUGGAGUAUGAGUUGUGCUCCAUAGGCCCCCUUCUUGAUGUAUUGCGGAGCCUUGAUGAGGAAAGGGUGACGCAACAUUUGAGAGAGAUAAAUGAAAGAUUGGUGCGACAGGAGUAUGAUCCUGUAUGUGAUAAUGCUGAGGUUGUCAACCUCAUGUAUGAGGUUCUGAUGUUUCCUGUCCUAUUAGAUGAUCAGUCCUUGUUUAUAGAAUUUGAAAGAUUCAUUGAGGCAGUGGAUAAUAUGCAUGAACUGGCUUUGGCUGGGAAUCAACAGUUUCCGGGUGUUUAUGCGUUGCUUUUUUUCAAGAGAAGAGUGCGGACUGUUGGUCAUCGUUUAGCCAGAUCUAUGGGAAAAUUGAGAAGAGCAACAGACUUGGAACCUUUGCAACCUUUGCUUAAAAAAUUCAUUGGCUCUUUGGAGAAUGAAGUAUUGCCUUCAACUAUAGAGACUUCAAGGACAAGGGCACAGCUGGACCGGUUACCCAUAUGGCUUGGGAUUACAUCAUUGCUUGAGUUCUUGGAACCUCCAGCUUUUGAAGAGGGAAUACUGGAGCGCUAUCCCAUCUUUUUUGAUAUUGUUCUCAAUCACAUCAGCGGUGAUUCACCUGAGUUUUCCCAUGCUGUUAGUUGCUUAAAAGAACUCUUCAAAAUGCUUGGUUGUAAGCUUUGGCUGCGGUCUACGUUAUCUCCAAGUGUGAUGCGCAACACGUUGUUGGGUCAGUGUUUUCACACUAGAAGCGAGAAGAUACAUAAAGAUAUUUUUGAUCUUUUCCAGCCAUUUCUACAGUCACUUGAAGCUUUGCAAGAUGGGGAACACGAAAAGCAACGCAGGCAUUUCCUUUAUUUUCUUCUCCAUCAAGUUCCUGUGAGCAGUAACUUCAGUGUUUUAACAAGAAAAACAGCCUGCAAGAUUGCUCUUCUUAUCAUACACCGAGGCUACAAGAUGAAUCCACCAUGCCCUCCUUUUGAAUGUGCGCAUAUGUGGGGUCCUUCGCUGGUGUCUUCUUUGAAGGAUUCUUCACUCCACAGUUCCCUGCAGCAGCCAGCCUUUGAUCUAGUACAAACCAUUCUUGUGUCUGAUGCUGCUGCCCUAAUAACUUCAAUGCUGAAUUGCAGCACUGCUAGUAGUAUUGGGAAAAGCACUUGUAUUGAACUAGAUGAUGAGGAAGAAGAUAAUGAGCUUCCAUUUACUCAGGUUAUUGAAGGAAAAAAUAUGAGUUGUUGGAGUGAAUUCAGUGCUCAGAGCCAAAUUACUUCUCAGGAGUAUAGAGAGUGGAUGUGCAUUCCCAUGUUGUGGAUUGAUGUUCUAGUUGACAUUGAUCCUCCACUUCUCCCAAUAUCAUUUUCCAAGGCUGUAUUAUGGGCUCGAUCUCGUUUCCCUAUGGUAGAGCCUGAGAAUAGUGCAGAAGUGGCUCUUGAUGUUAGAGGUUGGCUUUCAUCUUCUGCAGCAGAAAUCUCCUCUACCUUUGGAUGGAAGUUACCAACAGGUUCUGAUGAUGGUGGAGGGAAGGAAUCUAAAAACUCAAUAAGAUUGAUUACAACAUGUCUUCCUUUAGUAAAGACAUUCAACAGGUUAACUGCACAUUUUUUGGUGCGAAUGGGGCAAGGGGAACUUCGAAAGCAAUGGACUUGGGAACCGAGGAUGGGUGAAAGCUUGAUCCUCUUGCUUGUUGACCCUAAUGAUAAUGUGAGGCAGUUUGGCAAGUGUAUCUUGGAACAAGUUUCAAAUACGCGGGGUCUUGGUUGUGGUUUGAAGUUUCUUUGCUCUGAUGGUGCUUCUCUAUCUGCUGUUUAUUUGGGCUUGAGGCAUGCCUUGAAACUGGUUCAGUUAGAUACUGUUCUAUUAAAGUUUCAGACUUUGCAUCAUUUUUUCUUUGUUCUACGCAAGUUACUUAAAGAUGAGGAAUUGCCUAAUUCGGAUAUAGCAGAAAAUUCAUCCAAUGCCUCAAAUAUCAUGAAGUACACUUCUCAGGGUGGAUUUCUUAAGCAGCCACUCUUUGAUGCUUUGCCUACAAACAUGGGCAGAAAUCACUCAAGUAUUGACCUAAAAAUAAGGGAAAAUUUCUGUUACUCAUUGUCAGAAAUUGCAUGGCCAACUAUAUGCAAGUGCUUAAUAGAAGGGAAGGCAUUUAUUGAUUACAGUCUUUGUCAGAUGACUUGUGUUCGUGUGCUUGAGAUCCUCCCUGUUCUAUUUGAAAGACUUGGUCCAUCAUUUGUUAGACCAUUUGGAGAUUCUGAAGUGGCAUUAGGGAAUUUAAUGGAUUUCAAAUGGCUUCAUGAUCUCAUGGACUGGGGAAAGUCGCAACUUAAGGUCAUUGUUGUAUAUUGGAAAAAGGCCAUAAUCUCUUUGCUGAAUUCACUCAAAGUGUUAAGGAGUGAUAGUCCUUCAUUGAUGGUUGUGGCCAUUGAAAAUCUUAUUUCAAGCGAUGCUGUUGACAUGGAUGAAUUGACAGAACAAGUAUCACGUCUUUGUGUUACAUUAUCUAAAGAAGUUUCCUGUGAUAUUGAAAAUUCAACCUUGAGGUCAAAAAAGUCAUUUUCUGGAGCAUUUUCUGUUGAGGGAAGGUACUCUGUACCGGGUGUGCAGGCUUCUUCUGUUGAAGAAACAGAUGUAAAGGUCUUGGAUUCCUUAAAAGUGGCAAAAAGGAAGAAUGAAAAUAAUCUGAUUGUUCUCUCUGAUGAUGAGGAGGAGAAAGAUAUGGCAUCUGACAAGUCAAAUCACCACAUGUUGCAUGAUGAGUCAGGGUUCCUUUGUUCUGAUGAGCGUACAUUGGGAACUGGCCUUGCCAAGAAGGAUGUGCGUAGCACCACCACUGAUACUUCAAAGGAUUUGUUGGAGGCUCCCUUUGAAAGAGAUUCCCUUGUUUCUCAGAAGCAGGAAUUUGAGAGAUCAAGAGUCAAACCACCACUUUCUCUCAAGUCAAAAGGUCCUGAUGGUGAGAGGAAAGAAAGAAGUUCCAACUCCAAAUCUAAUGUUAUUUCAUCUCAAUGUAGAGUUGAUCAGAAAAACAAGUUUGAUGAACCUGUCAAAUCCCGCUGCAGUAAUCAGGGUUGCAAUAAAACUUUCUCUGGAACAAGUGACAGAAUUUUGAAGGAGUUAGUACAUGAUGCUGCAGGUGAUCCAUUGGAGGCUGCUUUCAAAACUGUGAGAGUACAGCCGUCAUUUCUUGCAAAGUCAGGUUCUUUACUUCCUAAAAGGCAAGUCAUUCAACUUAAAUCACCUUUUGAAAACAGAUCUGGCCUACAUAGGCUGGAAGCUCACGUUAAAAGGUUCAAACCUCCAAGACUUGAUGAUUGGUUUAGGCCAAUAUUAGAAAUAGAUUUCUUUGUAACCGUGGGAUUAGCAUCUCCUGGAGAAGAUGAGAGUCGCACUUUUAACAAAUUAAGGGAGGUUCCUGUGUCAUUUCAGUCACCUGAACAGUAUGUAAACAUUUUUCAGCCAUUGGUUUUGGAGGAGUUUAAAGCACAAUUGCAUAAUUCCUUUCUGGAGAUGUCUUCAUGGGAAGACAUGUAUUGUGGAACUAUAUCUGUGCUGUCAGUUGAGAGGGUUGAUGAUUUCCAUCUUGUUCGAUUUGUCUAUGAGGGUGAUGAUUCUACAGCGUCUAAAAGCUUUUCAGAGAAUGAUCUUGUUUUGCUCACUAAAGGGCCUUUGCAAAGUAUCUCCCAUGAUGUUCAUAUGGUUGGAAAGGUGGAGAGGCGUGAGAGAGGCCAUAAAAGAAGGUCAAGUAUACUGUUGGUUCGGUUUUAUCUUCAAAAUGGUUCAAUACGUUUGAAUCAAGUCAGGAGGCAGCUUCUUGAACGUAGUAAAUGGCAUGCAAGUCGUAUAAUGAGCAUUACUCCCCAGCUUCGAGAAUUUCAGGCACUAUCCUCAAUAAAGGAUAUCCCCUUACUUCCUGUCAUUUUAAACCCUGUCAAUGAUUCUACCAUACCUGAUAAGCCAAGAGUAGAUUUUAAUAAGCUGUCUCAGCCCUUACAGCAAAUAUUGAGGUCAUCCUUCAAUGAUAGCCAACUUCAAGCUCUCAAUGUUGCUGUUGGAUCACAGAGGAUAAAGAAAGAUUUUGAAUUGUCUCUUAUUCAGGGUCCUCCGGGGACUGGAAAGACCCGAACUAUUGUGGCCAUGGUUGGUAUUUUGCUUGCUUCCUUUCAGCGGAGAACAAAUGAAUCAGAGAAUUCUCAGAAUGGUGAUUUGAAACAAAGCUGUAGUUCUUUCACCAAUUCAAGGGCACGGAUAAGCCAGUCCACUGCAGUCGCAAGAGCAUGGCAGGAUGCUGCCUUGGCUAGACAAUUAAGUGAGGAUGUUGAAAAGUCAAAAAAAUCAAUAGAAAGUUCUACAAGAGGAAGAGUGUUGAUUUGUGCUCAGUCAAAUGCUGCAGUAGAUGAGUUGAUGUCAAGAAUAUCUAGUGAAGGUCUCUAUGGGAGAGAUGGAAAGAAGUAUAAACCAUAUCUUGUAAGGGUUGGAAAUGCAAAAACAGUGCAUCCAAAUUCACUACCCUUCUUUAUUGAUACGCUUGUUGAUCAUCGUUUGGCAGAAGAGAAAAUGCAUGCAAGUGAUGCUAGGAAUGAUUCAAGUAUAGAGUCUUCUUCUAUGGUGCUGCGAUCUAAUCUGGAAAAGCUUGUUGAAAAUAUCAGGUUCUAUGAAACCAAGCGUGCGAACAUACGGGAUGGCAAUUCAGAUCUGAAGAGAACAUUGGAAGAUGGAGCUGAUAAGGCAACUGAUAUGUCUGAUAUGGAAAUAGAGGCAAAGCUACGACGAUUGUAUGAACAAAAGAAACAAAUUUAUAAAGAUCUUAGUGCCACUCAGGCAAAAGAGAAGAAGAAUAAUGAAGAAACCAAAGCAUUAAGAAAUAAACUGAGGAAGUUUAUUCUAAAGGAAGCUGAAAUAGUUGUAACCACAUUAAGUGGCUGUGGUGGAGAUCUCUAUGGAGUAUGCGCUGAAUCCAUAUCAAGUUUGAAGUUUGGCAAUCCAUCCGAACAAACUCUUUUUGAUGCUGUUGUGAUUGAUGAAGCGGCUCAAGCUUUGGAACCUGCUAGUUUGAUUCCUCUUCAGCUUUUAAAGUCAAGAGGGACAAAAUGUAUCAUGGUUGGUGAUCCGAAGCAGCUUCCAGCAACAGUUCUCUCUAAUGUUGCAAGCAAAUUUAUGUAUGAAUGCAGCAUGUUUGAGCGCUUACAAAGAGCUGGUCAUCCUGUUGUUAUGCUUACUGAACAGUAUAGGAUGCAUCCAGAGAUAUGUCGCUUCCCUUCUUUGCAUUUUUAUGACAAGAAGUUGCUGAAUGGUGAUACAAUGUUGAGCAAAUUAGCAUCAUUUCAUGGGACCAAGGGCCUUGGCCCUUAUUUGUUUUAUGAUGUUGUUGAUGGUCAGGAGCUUCGUGGCAAGAAUUCUGGUGCAUUAUCCCUUUAUAAUGAACAUGAGGCCGAUGCAGCAGUCGAACUGCUUAGAGUUUUCAGGAAAAAGUAUCCAUCUGAGUUUGUUGGGGGCAGAAUUGGCAUAAUAACUCCGUACAAGUGUCAGCUCUCACUUUUGCGUUCUCGCUUUUCUAGUGCAUUUGGUUCUUCUGUUAUUGCUGAUAUAGAGUUCAAUACUGUGGAUGGUUUUCAAGGCCGGGAGGUUGAUAUAUUGGUACUUUCCACAGUUAGAGCAGCAGAUUCAAGUUCUACACAUGGCAUAAGUUCUAGUAUUGGGUUUGUUGCUGAUGUAAGACGAAUGAAUGUUGCUUUAACAAGAGCCAAGCUCUCUCUUUGGAUUUUGGGGAAUGCAAGGACUUUGCGGACAAACCAUAACUGGGCUGCUCUUGUGAAGGACGCUAAGCAGAGAAAUUUGGUUCUAUCAAUUAAAAGGCCUUACAAUAUCGUUUUUAAAACAAUUGCUAGGAAGAAUCCUGUUCCAGAAGAUUCUGAUAAUCAUCUGAGUCAUGUGAAGCAUAUCGAAAAGGUUGGAGGUACCGGCCAGCUUGUUAAACAAAACAAGUGUAUGGAAAAGCUAAAGUUUGAAGGGAACAGCAAGCAUGUUGCCAAUGUGUCUCACUGUAUCAGGACUGUUUCCGGAGAUGACAAUGACUCUGUGAAAAGGAAAGAUAUUCCCUGUAGCAAAAGAAAAGAAAAAGAUGAUUGUGGUCCUCCAAUUAAAAGGAAUAUUUCAUCUGCAUCUGUAAAUGGUGAAAAAGAAAAAGCACAGAAUGUGAAGUCUACAAUUUUGGAGAAACUUGUUACAGGUAAUGGAAGCCAAGAGGAAAAGGGUAGUGAAGUAAAACUCAACUUGGAGAAAACCCAUAUGGAUGAGAGAAAAAGUAACAACAAUACUGGAGAAGAAGUGGGUCAUAGUGGGAAAAAUAAGAAAUUUAAUAUGCCUAAAGGAUCAAAGAAAUCUUCUGGGCAUGAACAAAGAAGUUUGCAUGCUUCAACUCCCAGACCUGAUGGCAACAAAAAGGAGAGAGAAGCAAAUGAAGGUGGUAGAGAUACUAAGGAAGUUGGCAAUUCUCAAAAUUUAAAUGCUAAAAGGAAACAGCAACGUGAAGCAGUUGAUGCUAUUCUUUUCUCAGCUCUAAUUCCCUCAAAGAAGUCUGAACAAUCAACAAAAGCUUUGCACCAAAAAAGGCCUCUUUCCCCACCUUCAGUUGUAAGUGGUGGCUUCAAACCACCUAAGAAAAUGAAAGGUCCACCAAAAUCCUAAAAAAGGGGCACUGCGCGAUCAGAUUCAUCAAUAGUACAGUGAAAUAGACAAUUCUUUGAGCUUGUAGGACCUAAGGAUGAAAGUCUUCCACUUUUUUGAAGGAAGGAGUUUGAUGAAGUGCAAUUAUCGUCUUUGUAAAUAGUGAUAUUGUAGAAAGAAGAUUUUGGGGCUCCUAAGUUGCAAGGAAUGAGGUAAUCGGCUGCAUUCUCUGCGUCUCAUGAUCAGCAAACUAGGUCCGUACUUUGUUAACAUGCAUGUACCUUAGUGAGUUUUCUAAGUUGUAGAGAAGUAUAAAGAAGAUUGGAGUAUGGGGCAGGGGAAUAAUUUACAGCAUUUCCUCAGCUUCUCAACGUAGGAAUUGUAGCUUUUGACAAUGUCCCUGGUUUUGCAUUUCUUGUUGAAAGCUUGUCUAUAUUACUUAUUGUAAAUACUUGGUAUUUUUUGUUACCAGUGAAAUUAUAGAAAAAAACUCAAGGUUUAUUGGA
Theobroma umbraticum is the source of this 7663-nucleotide messenger RNA. Its product is annotated as P-loop containing nucleoside triphosphate hydrolases superfamily protein. Gene Ontology annotation, molecular function: helicase activity. Lineage: Eukaryota; Viridiplantae; Streptophyta; Magnoliopsida; Malvales; Malvaceae. The record is from RefSeq and is a predicted model, not a curated record.